AUGGACUCAUUUUUAUUAACUUUACUAACAUCUGAAUUUAUUGUACGAUUAUGGUCAUGCUCCAUACACACACACUUCCGGGGAUGGCGGGGUAAAAUCCGGUACCUGUGCUCACCCUAUCCCAUACUGGAUCUGACCAUCAUAUUAGUGGCCGCGUCUAUACUGUACUAUCAGUCCAAAGCACAGAUACUAAGCAUAGCCCUGAGGGGUGUGAAAAUAUUUCAGGUGUUUGAGUCGCGGUUCCGCACCUGGAGGUUGAUUGUGUCGGUCGUAUGGGACCAACGGUUACAUCUGGCCAUCACUUUCUAUAUAGCAUUGUUAAUACUAUUGUUGGUAUCGUUUUUAAUGCACUUGGUAGAAAAGGAUGUGAACGAUAGCUUUAAUACCCUACCGGCCAGUAUGUGGUGGACGUUGAUUACUAUGAGUACGAUUGGCUAUGGAGAUGCUGUGCCAGAAACCACCUUGGGCAAGUUUAUAGCUUGCUUAUGCAUAUUGGUUGGCGUUUCAAUAUUCGCAUUACCGGCCGGAAUACUGGGCACUGGACUCGCAUUAAAAGUAGAAAAACAAAACCGUCACAAACGGCUUAACAAACGCCGGGCACCGGCGGCACAACUCAUACAAUACUACUGGCGAUGGUUGGCCACCGACCGACCCGUAUCGGGCAUCACGAUAACCAUCGCGGGUCAGUGUCCGGUCACUUACUAUAUGAUGAACAGUCGUGAAAGGCAUGCCUACAGGUUUAUCGUACGGCUCCGGUAUCUGUCGGCUCGCACUCGGUUCAGGUGUCAACUGAACCAAUCGCAUGAUUUGCAUCAGGCUAUUGACCGGUACGCGAGUGGACAGUCGACUUUGGCCGAUGCCGUGCGUGUAUUGGCCGUCGAGUUAACUACAGUCCGGUCCGAUCCAAUCAUAGUGACCACGUGUCCGGUGCCGGUCUGUCUAAUGUGGACAUACGUGUUGUCAAAUCAAGCAUUGACCACAAAGUUCUACCGGCUUUUCACUGUCUAUUCCACUCGAAAGUUGACCAGCAAUACACCCAUCAUUCCAGUCGUUCGCCCCAAAUAA
Molecule: messenger RNA, 1065 nt
Organism: Medioppia subpectinata
Lineage: Eukaryota; Metazoa; Arthropoda; Arachnida; Sarcoptiformes; Oppiidae
Source: the annotation of a GenBank genome assembly